ACUACUACUACUACUUACUACUCACUUCACAUUGAUAGAAUUGUGUGAAAUGUGCAAAUAAUAUAAGAAAAAGAUCCAAAUUUAUCAUUAGUAAAAGUUUAUCUGUCUAAGAAAAAUAAAAUAAAGAAUAGGUAAUUAUGAACAGUAUCGGAGAGGAAUGCACAGAGUUAAAGAAAAAAUAUGAUGAUUGUUUUAACACAUGGUUUUCGGAAAAAUUUUUGAAGGGUGAUAAUGAUGAUACUAUCUGCUCUGGAAUUUUCAAAAUUUAUCAGGAAUGUGUAAAGAAUGCUAUGAAAGAACAGAAUAUAGAUUUCAAGGAGAUUGAUAAAGAUGUACUUGGUACUGAGAAUGAAUUUAAGGCACCUACAGAUAAUAGCAGUUGACAACAAUUUAACCUGAUGUGUGCAUUAAACCCAGCCACAUGCUGGGGUUUUAUCAAUGGAUAUAAAUAUAAUGAACGUUGU
Diatraea saccharalis (sugarcane borer) is the source of this 464-nucleotide messenger RNA. The record is from the annotation of a GenBank genome assembly. NCBI's taxonomy places the organism in Eukaryota, Metazoa, Arthropoda, Insecta, Lepidoptera, Crambidae.